AAUCUGUGGCUUCUCUCGCUGCGGAAGUCUCCCUGGAGCCAAGAAUAGUUGAUUUUCUUUCGAGUCAUUUCUAGUGCCUGAGUGUACGGACCUCCAGUUUCCCCCAUCCCCUGUCGACCCACAGGGAGAGAACUGGGAGGACGACUAAGGGGCGCGCGGGACGGGCUGGAAAGGCCAGGUCCCCCACCCGCCUGACCACUUGCGCAAAGGAGCGCGCUCGGUCGCCCGACGGGGGUUGGGAGCAGGUCUGGGAGGGCUAUGCGAGCGAUUCAGUAACGCUCAGGAAGUGAAGCUUGUGGUUUUGGGGGCUGAGCUCGGAAGGAGAAUUUUUUUUUUUUUAAGUCAGAGAGACAGAGCAGUCUCUCCCGAAAGCAAGAUUCCGUUUGAAAACUCUCCUAGCGCGGUGCCCGCGCCCUGACCCCGCAGGUCUUCGCCGGGCUGGGGCUAAGCAAGCCCUCGGAGUGACCGUGGGUGACAGCGGCUCCAGGGACUCUUGGGGCACAGUGGGGAAAGCGCCGGACCACCAUGCCGCGCUCAUUUCUCGUCAAAAGCAAGAAGGCUCACAGCUACCACCAGCCGCGCUCCCCGGGAUCAGACUAUUCCCUCCGUUUAGAGAAUGUACCGGCGCCCAGCCGAGCAGACAGCACUUCAAAUGCAGGCGGGGCGAAGGCGGAGUCCCGGGACCGUUUGUCCCCCGAAUCGCAGCUGACCGAAGCCCCAGACAGAGCCUCCGCAUCCCCAGACAGCUGCGAGGGCAGCGUCUGCGAACGGAGCUCGGAGUUUGAGGACUUCUGGAGGCCUCCGUCACCCUCCGCGUCUCCAGCCUCGGAGAAGUCGAUGUGCCCAUCGCUGGACGAAGCCCAGCCCUUCCCCCUGCCUUUCAAACCGUACUCAUGGAGCGGCCUGGCGGGUUCUGACCUGCGGCACCUGGUGCAGAGCUACCGACCGUGUGGGGCCCUGGAGCGCGGUGCUGGCCUGGGCCUCUUCUGUGAACCCGCCCCGGAGCCGGGCCACCCGGCUGCGCUGUACGGCCCAAAGCGGGCUGCCGGCGGCGCGGGGGCCGGGGCGCCAGGGAGCUGCAGCGCAGGGGCCGGUGCCACCGCUGGCCCUGGCCUAGGGCUCUACGGCGACUUCGGGUCCGCGGCAGCCGGGCUGUAUGAGAGGCCCACGGCAGCGGCGGGUUUGCUGUACCCCGAGCGUGGUCACGGGCUCCACGCAGACAAGGGCGCUGGCGUCAAGGUGGAGUCGGAGCUGCUGUGCACCCGCCUGCUGCUGGGCGGCGGCUCCUACAAGUGCAUCAAGUGCAGCAAGGUGUUCUCCACGCCGCACGGGCUCGAGGUGCAUGUGCGCAGGUCCCACAGCGGUACCAGACCCUUUGCCUGCGAGAUGUGCGGCAAGACCUUCGGGCACGCGGUGAGCCUGGAGCAGCACAAAGCCGUGCACUCGCAGGAACGGAGCUUUGACUGUAAGAUCUGUGGGAAGAGCUUCAAGAGGUCAUCCACACUGUCCACACACCUGCUCAUCCACUCAGACACUCGGCCCUACCCCUGUCAGUACUGUGGCAAGAGGUUCCACCAGAAGUCAGACAUGAAGAAACACACCUUCAUCCACACUGGUGAGAAGCCUCACAAGUGCCAGGUGUGCGGCAAGGCAUUCAGCCAGAGCUCCAACCUCAUCACCCACAGCCGCAAACACACAGGCUUCAAGCCCUUUGGCUGUGACCUUUGUGGGAAGGGUUUCCAGAGGAAGGUGGACCUCCGAAGGCACCGGGAGACGCAGCACGGGCUCAAAUGAGCACCCUGGCUGGCUGCAAGCAGCAGCUACACAACACUACGGAGGGCAACCUCCCUGCUUGCCACCACUCUGCUCCCUGCUUGCCACCACUCCCUUCUGACUUUCCAGACCCCAAGUCCAGUCUGCAGAUCCCACCAGGGUGCUCCUCCUUUGCCUUACCUCCUGGAGCUGCCAGAGGAGAUGAGGUACCUUUUCAAAGUGCAGCCGAAAGUGAGAACCAAGCGACUCUCUAGGCUUCAGACACAAAUAGGCUCCUCUACACCUGAAGACAAAGGCAAGGUCAAAUGGGAACCAGAAUAAAUCUUAGACCCCACAGUCCCUCCCAUUUCCAGCCCUAAUCUGCAGACAGGAAUGCCCUUCAGGUUUCUUCCCUCCCCCUCUUGACCUACCCCAGAUAUUUGUGUGGAAGAGGAGGAAUCACCAUUUACAAGGUGGACAAAUGCUAAUAUUUUUAUCUAGAAAGAAGAGUGAGUGUUAACUUUUAUUUUUUUUUCUUCUGGGGAGUCUGUUGACUCCUUUCUUCUGGGUGCUGCCUAUAAAUCUUGGAGGAAUCAUUUCUCCUCCUCAAAAACUGAUUCAGAAACUGACUUGGGGAAGGAAUUUAAUACUUUGAAGUCAUGAGAUGCACCAUCAAGGCUACCCCCAAGAAGGGGCAGAAGAGAAAUUGAUGAGAGGGGAUUAGAGGUCCUCCCUUCAGGAGGCCUGUGAAAGCCUCAUCAGUGGAGUUAAAAGCACGAACAAUGCCUGUGGACAAGAUGUCAUUCAUUCACUCAGCAAAUGUUCAUGGAUCACCGGCUACCAAAGUACCAGGCACCAUGCUAGGUUUUGGGGAAGAGAGACUGAAGUCACAACCCCUGACUGCUCCUUAAAAGCUAACGGUUGUACCUCCAAGUGGCUGGGUCUUGGAGGCAAUUCUGAGAAGACAACACAGAAUUAUAAACCUUCCCUUUUGACCCUUUUGGAUUUUAUCAGGUGUAAAAAAGAAAAGUAGCUGAACAGUUACUUCAAAGAUAUGUGUGUAUAUUCAGUUUUUUAUUGUUAAGCUGAUAUUUUAAAGAUGUCUGAGCUAGCAGGCAUGUGGGAAUGAAGGCUCUGUCUUCAACUCUUUGAUCCUCCAUGUGUACCAUAGAGGGGGGAAAAAGUGGUAUUUUCACUUUGAUGAGGUUGGUAAAUGUUUUUAGAUCUUCUGGUAUGCAUUAUGUUUGUUAAUACAUAUUUAUUAGAGUGAUGUUUUAAGUUAAUAAAGUAUUAAGACUAUUA
Messenger RNA from Macaca mulatta (Rhesus monkey), 3054 nucleotides. It is a transcript of the gene GFI1, whose product is annotated as growth factor independent 1 transcriptional repressor. The record is from RefSeq and is a predicted model, not a curated record. Gene Ontology annotation, biological process: regulation of transcription by RNA polymerase II. Lineage: Eukaryota; Metazoa; Chordata; Mammalia; Primates; Cercopithecidae. Gene Ontology annotation, molecular function: RNA polymerase II cis-regulatory region sequence-specific DNA binding; DNA-binding transcription factor activity, RNA polymerase II-specific.